AUGUGUUUGGUUACAGUGAUGCUUUUCUGCUGCAAAAGACCGAAAACCGGUCCGUUUUGCGAACCGGGAAGGAUCGUGCGUAGUAGAAAGUCACGCACUCCUCACAAGACGUUAGAAAACUCGGAAGUUCACCUGUGCGCUGGUCCGCAUCCAUUUCUUCCACCUUCUUUGCAUGAGGUAGCAUCCGUUACUGGGCCUACGCGGGUCGAUCACAUUGAUUCCACACGACACAAUACAUCCUCUGCUGCUCCUGAGUCCGUUGUACUUUUGAUGCGACAGGAAAGUGCCUCCCAUCGAGACUGUGAGCUUCCUCCGGUCCCCCCUGGUGGAGAGAUCAAACAACAAUCGCGUUACUCGAUCUGUGAUGAUUUACCAUCUGAGUCGGAUGGUCUGUAUGCAAGUGUCGGCCAUUCUGGCAACGUGCGUUCGGGCCUGCAAUGCGAGGAACGUUCAAUCAACGCUGCUGCUGCUGCAUCCUCAGGCCAAUUGAUUUGUGCGGGACAGCGAGACAGCGUCGCGGACUCAGCCAAUGCGCCCUACUAUUCUAGUGUGGCCAGCGUGCUGGCACCGAACUACUAUGGAGAGCUGCCUGAACCCGGUUCCUUGCGGCCAUACGAUUCUUCAACUCCAUUGGGGAGUUCUCAACAUGAGAAUUUGUACGCUCGUGUUAGGCCUUGCGUUGGACGAUCCGGGCAUUCACAGCCACAGACAAGUGUGGAGACGCCAUGCUUAACAGACACUGGUGACGCGCUUUCUUCCCCUUCGCAUGCUAGCGACAGUCCUCCGCUGCCAGAGCGCGCCUAUGGACAGAGCGCUAUCGAACUGGUCGACCAUACUCGCGCAUCCAAUCUUCAUUUCCUUCCGACUAGUGUCAGCAGCACAUCUUCCGCUUAUCCCGCAUCACCGCAGUUGGGUAGGUUAUGCUCGUGUUUUCUACAUCCCUGA
Molecule: messenger RNA, 945 nt
Organism: Dicrocoelium dendriticum
Lineage: Eukaryota; Metazoa; Platyhelminthes; Trematoda; Plagiorchiida; Dicrocoeliidae
Source: the annotation of a GenBank genome assembly